Messenger RNA from Alternaria novae-zelandiae, 621 nucleotides. RefSeq lists its product as uncharacterized. NCBI's taxonomy places the organism in Eukaryota, Fungi, Ascomycota, Dothideomycetes, Pleosporales, Pleosporaceae. The record is from RefSeq and is a predicted model, not a curated record. The transcript has 2 exons. The coding region runs from base 1 to 621 and encodes 206 amino acids.
AUGCCUUCAACGAAGCGACCCGCUCCACGAUCUGCGUCGCCGCAGACCCCUCCCCCCAAGCGCAUGAGGACCUCCGACAGUGUCCAAAAAGCAACGCGUUCGAACAUAUCUGCGGUUGAACCAGGCGUCAUUGAUGUCAUGAACCGCGCGCUGGACUACACCAACGCCGCAACGAAGUACUGGAAGAUUGCCGCCAAGGAAGCCAAUGCCGAGAUCGAUCACUGGAAGAAGGAGUGCGAGCGAUGGAGCGACAGGGCUAGCAGAAGCGAUGCUGCUGUGGUGGACGAGAAGCGUGAGAGGCUCGCGGCGCAAAACGCACAGCAAGACGCGGAGCGUCGCUGCGGCCAGUUGUUGGCAAAGCUGGCCACACACAGGGACGCCCUCCUGCAGAUUGGCGGCCUGUCCAAGAGAACGACCGAUGGCCCGAGCACCCUUUCCGUCUUGGAGGAGGAAGAGAGAUGGAAAUCAGAGGACUCUGAAGACGAGGGCAACCACGACGAACCAGAGGCCUCUGGAGACGAAUCUAGAGACGAGAGCGGCCAUGGGGUGUUUGCAGACGGAAGCGACCUUGAUGAUUUGGAAUGGGCGGGGAUUACAAGAGAAAUGCGCUCACUGGGAUAG